CAGGCGGCGUGCAGAGACGUUUGUACACACAUACAUGUAGUCAUAACUGGUUUACAAGAUGGCAAGCUCGCAAGAAAAUGUCGGGAUAAUUGGAAGUGGCCUGAUAGGAAGGAGUUGGGCGAUGCUUUUCGCCGCAGCCGGGUACCGUGUGACGGUUUACGACAUCGAAAUACGACAGCUGGAGAAUGCUGUAAGUGACAUCAAGAUGCAGCUAGGGGAUCUGGAGAGGCAGGGGCUCCUGCGGGGAACUCUGAGCGCAGAUCAACAAUUCCAGAAUAUUCGCACCACGACGAAUUUCGCCGAUGCAGUCAAAGAUGUGAUGUAUAUACAGGAAUGCGUUCCUGAGCGUCUGGACUUGAAGGCCUCUGUGUACGCCCAGGCAGACUCUCUCAUGAGCGACCGAUGCAUCCUCGCCUCUUCUGCUAGCGCCCUGCUGCCUUCCAAGCUGGCGGCGGGUAUCACGCACCGGAACAGGUUCAUCGUUGCACAUCCGACAAAUCCCCCGUUCUACGCCCCCCUGGUGGAGCUCAUCCCUAGUCCGUGGGCCGACCCAGACGUUGUCCCCACCACAAAUGCGAUAAUGGAGAAACUGGGUCAAGUGCCUGUUGUGCUCAAGAAAGAGAUCGAGGGAUUCGUACUCAACCGUAUCCAAUACAGCAUAAUGCGAGAGGCAUGGGGUCUAAUCAAGGACGGCGUUAUUGACGUGGACGGCGUGGAUAAGGUGAUGAGCGCCGGUCUGGGUCGCCGCUACGCCUUCAUGGGACCCUUCGAGACCGCCUACCUGAACGCCGACGUUUGUCCUGUGUGUACGUUACGCUUACGGUAUGAAUGGUAUGUAUGUAUACGCCGAGCGGUAUGCGGCUAUGAUCGAGGGAGUCAUGAAUACCCUGAAGCCGACAUCAACGUUUGGUGGCCCGGUGCUCGAUCAGAUUCAACAGGAGCUUGAGGCACGAAUUCCUCUAGACGAUUUACAGAAGCGGCGUCAGUGGCGAGACAAGCGUCUGGCAGCACUGAGCCAGCUUAACAAGCGUCUGGAUGGGGAAGACGACGCAUGAAUGCAGACACAAAAAUGGCUUUUAAUCAUUGUUAGCAAUAUCUAAGAGAAACUUUGUUUCCAUGUUUCAGAAAUAAAGUUUUAAAGUGGUAUAAA
Dreissena polymorpha is the source of this 1150-nucleotide messenger RNA. RefSeq names its product lambda-crystallin-like. The transcript is spliced from 7 exons. Gene Ontology annotation, molecular function: NAD+ binding; oxidoreductase activity, acting on the CH-OH group of donors, NAD or NADP as acceptor. NCBI's taxonomy places the organism in Eukaryota, Metazoa, Mollusca, Bivalvia, Myida, Dreissenidae. The record is from RefSeq and is a predicted model, not a curated record. Gene Ontology annotation, biological process: fatty acid metabolic process. Bases 59 to 946 code for a protein of 295 amino acids.